CCCAAGGCAACCCCGCCUGCAGCGUGGCGUCAAGCCGAAAUAAAUCGUCUUAAACUUUUGGAACCGGCGUGAAAGUUAUAUGGUUAAAUACAUCAUUUAGUGGUCAACUUGGAGAAAGAAAAGAGCCAUGGCGGGAGCAGAUCAGCUAAAGAUGGAAGAAUUAGACCAUGAAGCAUAUGAAUCAGAAAACCUUCAAGACACUAAUGACUUCACUGGAGAUAAUGGUGCUGGAGACACUGAUUCCAUGAUGGAAGACCCUGAAUUGGAGGCAAUCAAGGCCCGUGUUAGGGAAAUGGAAGAAGAAGCUGAGAAAUUGAAAAUGCUUCAGUCAGAGGUGGAGAAACAAAUUAACAGUCCACAGGGUGUUGCAAGUUCACCCAACAUGUCAGUCGAAGAAAAGAUGGAAGUUGAUGCACGAUCAGUCUUUGUUGGAAAUGUGGAUUAUGGGGCAACUGCAGAGGAACUAGAGCAACAUUUCCAUGGUUGUGGUUCCAUCAACAGAGUUACAAUACUGUGUAACAAAUGGGAUGGCCAACCAAAAGGAUUUGCCUACAUUGAAUUUGGUGACAAAGAUUCUGUGCAAACUGCCAUGGCACUGGACGAAUCUCUCUUUCGGGGCCGACAGAUCAAAGUCAUGUUAAAACGCACCAACAGACCAGGAAUCAGUUCAAGCAACAGACCUCCAAGAGGUGCUAGAGGCCGUGGGGCAAGAGGCACUCGUGCGUUUCCUUCUUUCGGGUUCAGACCAAUGAGGAGACCUAGAGGAAGGAGAGCAGCAUUUUUCGCACCUUACUAAGCAAGACUUGCCCGUCGUACUUUUUUUGUCUGCCCAAAUUAACAAAAUUUCGUUUGAAGCUGAUGAG
Daphnia carinata is the source of this 863-nucleotide messenger RNA. It is a transcript of the gene Pabp2, whose product is annotated as polyadenylate-binding protein 2-like. The record is from RefSeq and is a predicted model, not a curated record. Lineage: Eukaryota; Metazoa; Arthropoda; Branchiopoda; Diplostraca; Daphniidae. Gene Ontology annotation, molecular function: RNA binding. The transcript is spliced from 7 exons. The coding region runs from base 128 to 796 and encodes 222 amino acids.